Oppia nitens is the source of this 1581-nucleotide messenger RNA. RefSeq names its product transmembrane protein 145-like. Lineage: Eukaryota; Metazoa; Arthropoda; Arachnida; Sarcoptiformes; Oppiidae. The annotation marks the transcript as partial. The transcript is spliced from 14 exons. The record is from RefSeq and is a predicted model, not a curated record. Gene Ontology annotation, biological process: G protein-coupled receptor signaling pathway; response to pheromone.
AUUAAAAUUAUUAUUAAUAAUAAUCAAUUAAUUUUUCUGCUAUCAAUAAUUUUGUUGUUUAUAAAAUUAUUAUUAUUAAAACAAUUGAUUUUGGCUAAGCUUAUUGAGGGCGAAAUAGACACCAAAGAGAAUUGGAUAUUCCUCACGAGAUUCUGUUUCCUAUCUCAAGACGGAGUCUUUGAAUACGAUAUCUCAUAUCCAAAGAGUUAUGCACCGCAAAACAUAUUACUAUAUUUUGACUCCAAAAAUCAGUGGCCAAAAAUCUAUAAGAAAGAUAAAUCAUGCAUUGAGAAACAUAGCCUAUUGGACAACGACAACAAUCAGAUAAUCAAUUUGACCGAAUACUCGACCAACUAUCGGGCCACUCACGCUUCGGGAUGUAAACUAUAUCGGGAACAGUACGACAACGGAACACUAUGGUAUCGGUGCAUACAUUUCCGAAAGUUUAACUCGUUUAGGGAACGUUGGUGGUUCAUUGCCAUUGAUAAUUGUCAAUCAACCCAGGGAUUACGAUUGCGCUACAAGAUUAAUAUGACCAACAAAGUUGAUGAUGGUUGGCUGAAAAAUUUUUCAGCCGAUGAAUUUUAUAUACUGCAUACGGAUCUGAUUUAUACUGUAUUAUAUUACGCCCUAUUCAUAGCCUCAUGUUUUGAAGCCUAUGCACUGGUUUCCAGACACUUGUAUCACAUAACGUAUAAAAUGUAUUUAGUAUCCGUAUUAACAGAAUGCAUUGGUAUAACAUUGUUAUGUAUUUAUUAUGGUAUAUAUGCUCAAAAAGGCUAUUCAGAUAAUGCAUUGAAAUUGUUUGGCCGUAGCUGUGAAGCCAUAUCGACAAUAGUAUUCCUGUUAUUGUUGAUACUAUUGGCUAAAGGUUUUACAGUGACCCGGGCCCGGCUCAAGAUGAGCACAUCCAUCAAAAUCGGUGUCUUUAUGACACUCUAUAUCAUUACUUAUGGCAUACUAUUCUUCUAUGAACAGGCGUACUUUGAUCCGGGAGAAGUACUCUAUCUGUAUGAAAGUCCAUUCGGUUAUGGGCUCAUUGCCCUUCGUCUGGUUGGUUGGGGUUGGUUUGUCUACGCCAUUGUCUUCACACUAAUACGUUAUCCACAGAAAUCUUCAUUCUUCACGCGAUUAUUCCUAAUGUAUAGCGUCUGGUUUAUCUCAGCACCGGUAGUCAUACUGAUAUCGACAUUUGUUGUACCGAAAUGGAUGCGCGAAAAGAUAAUAAAUGCCGUUGAAUUGCUCAUCGCUAUUGAGGCACACUUUAUAUUUUUUGUACUCACUCGACCCUCAGCUGCUAAUCAUAACUUUCCAUUUCAUGUAAGGACAACACAGAUAGCGGUAAUGGAAAAAUCGGGUCAGACAGGUGACGGUACAUUAGAUCAUUUCAAUAAUUACAAGUACGCUCCCACCCGACCCCAAACACAACAGUCCCAUACAAUAUUUGCCAUCACCACUGCCGCCAAUGGAUUGUCAACAGUUAAUACUACUGAUAAUUAUUCAUUACAUAAUAAUAAUAAUAAUAAUAAUGCAAAUAAAUAUGCAAACGGCAGUACUGGCCUACCAGUGGCUGAUAUGUAG